AUGACUACGGGGUCAUGGUGUGAUAUCCGUGUGGGGGGGGCUGAUGACGAUGACAAAUCAAAUCUCGUUGAUGUAUUGUACAACGGCAUAAUAAACGGCUGGUUGGAAGAAACUAAAGGGGUUGAUGACAAAUCAGAUCAUGUAGAUAUGUUGUACAAGGGCACAAGAAACAAGAAGAUAAAAAUUGAGCGGCAUAGUAUCUGGGUCGAUGUACCUGACCCAUUCAAUUUGAAGGUCUUUGCUCAGCGCUUAUUUCUGAAUUUUCAUUCAGAUAACAUUCGAGCCAAGGAAAUCACUGAGUCGACGGGUGACUGGGACUCGAUACAAUCGACCUUCUUCUCAUCCAAGGCUACUACGGCUAAAGCAGGUUGUAUCCUUGUCAUCACAAAAGAAGAAACUGUGGCCACACACUGUGUGAAGGGUCAGACACAUCUAGCGUUCAACGCUCAAGACUUGAAGGCGGACCCAUCCAUUUCUUCCUUGAUAAAAAAGGGUUGUUGGCACUAUGGAAUUAGAGGCAGAAAGGGUCGCUUGUUCUAUGACAGAAGGAAAUAUGCACGAGAAUGGGCCAACAAAUUUGAAGAUGUUGGCACCAUUAAUCUAGAUGGAGAAGAUGAGGAGAAGGGAUUUCGUGAAUUCACGCUGAAGCUGGGCGGACGGGACAUGCCAUACAAUCGGGGUUAUCAUUUCGAUUUGACGGACUUCGCCUGCCGCUUACUUGUGGAUUUUUAUUCGGAUGAUCCUCAAGCCAAGGAAGCCGUAGCAGUCCGUCUGAUGGAAGUCACUCUUGAUGACCCGAUUAAGGAGUGCCGCGAGAUUCUUCGUAACGAAGAACGCUUGGUUGUCAUCAAUGGUCUGGACUCCAAAGAAGACUGGGAUUCCAUCAAGGGCACCUUCUUUUCUGAGCAGCAUCCUCAAAGCAUUAUCCUUGUUGGGUCUCGUAGUGGUGUGAUGCUCAGUAAUAAGGAGAUGCGGCUGGGUACCCAAGAACAAUGUCGUCUUAUAGACAUGGUUAGUUAG
Messenger RNA from Miscanthus lutarioriparius, 1020 nucleotides. The record is from the annotation of a GenBank genome assembly. NCBI's taxonomy places the organism in Eukaryota, Viridiplantae, Streptophyta, Magnoliopsida, Poales, Poaceae.